CCAGGGAGGGGAGCCGCGGCCGCUUGUGCAAGGCUUGGGCGGGGGAGAGUCGCAGCCUCCGCGGUGGCAGCGGCAGCAGGCGGCAGCAGCCUGGGUGCGCAUUGUUUGUGUGAUGACCGAUCCUCGCAUCCCUCCCUCCGCUGCCGGCUGACACGGACCGCGCGGCGCGCGCCCGGAGGAGGCGGAGGAGAGGAGCCGCUGCCGCCGUGCAGCCAGUGACCUUGGCCCGGGGAGUGGCAAAUUGCCCAGCGCGACAUUUGUCAGCGGAUCGUAGCAUUGGGACAUGGCGCAAGGAAAUAAUUAUGGGCAAAGCAGCAACGGGGUGGCUGAUGAAUCCCCAAACAUGCUGGUAUACAGAAAGAUGGAAGACGUCAUAGCACGCAUGCAGGAUGAGAAAAAUGGGAUUCCUAUUCGUACAGUCAAAAGUUUUCUUUCCAAGAUUCCCAGUGUCUUUUCUGGUUCAGACAUUGUUCAGUGGUUAACGAAGAAUUUAGCUAUAGAAGACCCAGUGGAAGCUCUACAUUUGGGGACGUUAAUGGCCGCCCAUGGCUAUUUCUUUCCAAUCUCAGACCAUGUUCUAACACUAAAGGAUGAUGGCACCUUUUACCGGUUCCAAACACCCUAUUUUUGGCCAUCAAAUUGUUGGGAGCCGGAAAAUACAGACUAUGCGGUUUACCUCUGCAAGCGAACAAUGCAAAACAAAGCACGGCUUGAGCUAGCAGACUAUGAAGCAGAGAGUUUGGCCAGGCUACAGCGAUCAUUUGCCAGGAAGUGGGAGUUUAUUUUUAUGCAAGCUGAAGCACAAGCAAAAGUGGACAAGAAAAGAGACAAGAUAGAAAGGAAAAUCCUUGAUAGCCAGGAGCGAGCAUUUUGGGAUGUACACAGACCGGUGCCUGGAUGUGUAAACACUACUGAAGUGGAUAUAAAAAAGUCUUCAAGAAUGAAAAAUCCUCACAAAACAAGAAAGUCUGUCUAUGGAUUACAAAAUGACAUUCGAAGUCAUAGUCCUACCCACACACCAGUACCAGAAACUAAGCCACCCACAGAAGAUGAAUUACACCAAGAGAUAAAAUAUUGGCAAAUACAGUUAGAUAGACAUCGAUUAAAAAUGUCAAAAGUUGCAGAGAGUCUGUUAGCUUACACAGAGCAGUAUGUGGAAUAUGAUCCAUUUCUUGUGUCGCCUGACCCCUCUAACCCUUGGCUAUCAGAUGACACUACAUUCUGGGAACUAGAGGUCUGCAAAGAGCCAGGGCAACAGAGGGUAAAGCGAUGGGGCUUUGGCAUGGAUGAAGCAUUGAAGGACACAGUGGGGAGAGAGCAGUUUCUCAAGUUCCUGGAGUCAGAGUUCAGCUCAGAAAACUUAAGGUUCUGGUUAGCAGUUGAAGAUUUGAAGAAGAGACCUAAUCGUGAAGUACCUGCUCGAGUCCAGGAAAUCUGGCAGGAGUUUCUUGCUCCAGGAGCUCCCAGUGCCAUCAAUCUUGAUUCAAAAAGUUAUGACAAAACCACACAGAAUGUGAAGGACCCAGGAAGAUACACAUUUGAAGAUGCUCAGGAGCACAUUUACAAACUGAUGAAAAGUGAUUCCUAUCCUCGUUUUAUACGAUCCAGUGCCUACCAGGAGCUGCUACAGGCCAAGAAAAAGUUGGAAAACACACUGGAUCGUCGAACAUCUUUUGAGAAAUUCACACGCAAUGUGGCAUUACAGACUCCGAGGGACUCUCUAACCUUUCGAUGCCUCCAUUUUGAAAAUUGUCUGCUCACUUCCUCCUUCAUAUCAAGCUGGAUCUGUGUCAUUUUAUUUUCUGCAAGCUCAAGUACAGUGAAAAAAAAAGCUUCUGCUAGACACAGUUUAUUAAAAAAUACUGUCAGUUCACACACUGGAAGAAAUGUAAAAAAAAUAUGCAUAUACUAAUAAAUAUACAUAUGCCAUCACAUUUAUUGCACAAUAAAUUAGCACAGCAGGUUCCAUUUCACUGACGUAUUCACACUGAGAAAGAAAGCCUGUGUCUUUGUCUGUCGUCUGUAUAUUCUUUGUUAAUGUUUCUUGCAUUUAUUUUUAUACCAUAUUUAAAAAAAGAACACCUUUUAAUCCAAAUGUAUUAAAGUUGAUCCUUUCUCUGUAAAUUUGUGUAUGUUUAUAUUGUUGUUUUAUCUUUCAUUAAAAGAUGCAGAAUCUC
This is a messenger RNA of Malaclemys terrapin pileata, 2177 nucleotides long. RefSeq names its product regulator of G protein signaling 7 (gene RGS7). The transcript is spliced from 18 exons. The coding region runs from base 284 to 1912 and encodes 542 amino acids. Lineage: Eukaryota; Metazoa; Chordata; Testudines; Emydidae. Gene Ontology annotation, biological process: G protein-coupled receptor signaling pathway; regulation of G protein-coupled receptor signaling pathway; intracellular signal transduction. The record is from RefSeq and is a predicted model, not a curated record.